Schistocerca cancellata (South American locust) is the source of this 967-nucleotide messenger RNA. Its product is annotated as astakine-like. Bases 62 to 373 code for a protein of 103 amino acids. The record is from RefSeq and is a predicted model, not a curated record. Lineage: Eukaryota; Metazoa; Arthropoda; Insecta; Orthoptera; Acrididae. The transcript is spliced from 3 exons.
UGCUAGUGGUCAGAGCUUCGGGCGUCCACCUCGCCAAAGCCACUCCAACGCAGGUGUCACCAUGAAGGCCUCAGUAGCAGCCAUCUUUGCUAUCACCAUGGUGCUGAGCGUGCAAGCGGCUGACCUGUCCUGCGGGAAGGGCGAGGUGUGUCCUGAGGGUCAUUGUUGCAUGAUUGGCGGCGGCAGGUACGGUUUGCCCAUCUGUUCCCUGAAGGGUGUGAGUGGUGACUCCUGCCGGCCGAACGACCAACCACAGGACAUGUGGCUGACCGCCUAUCCGGGCGAUGAGGGUUCCCUGUACACGGGUGUCUACAGUUACGUCUGUCCCUGCCUGAACGGCCUUCAGUGCGCCGAUGGAACCUGUACCUACUAGUGGGCGUCUCAGGCGCUCACCGACUCACCGACUCACUGCGACAACUUCAUCAGCAUCAGUACGAAGACGCAAACUGGAAGACUCGUUAUAUGGAGUAUUCAGAGGUUGUAAACCAGAGGCAACGUAAAAUACGUCACGGCAGUCGCAUGGAAAAGCGCCAAUUCGGCAUAGAUUUCAUCUCCAACAGACAUCACAGGCCCCUCCACCCCUCCCAUCUGUCGUCAACCAUAAAGUAAUUUUAAUCAAAUUGCAGUUGUCUGACUGUGGAUAGAUUGUUGUUGCUAAUCCAGCAUCAUCUCUCUGCCCCAUUCCUACCUUUCUCCCUUCCCAGUCUGUAUCUUACCAUUUCCCAUAUCGUAUUCAGUGGCUCAGUGUUUCGUCUGUAGUUAGUACCAAUUAAACUCAGACAUUGUGUUAGGAGCACUAUUCGCACUGAAAUUACUCAUCAAGAUACGCUUUAGGAACACUUUAGAUGUUUUAAGGGCAUCUUGCAUUAUGUGAAGACCCAAAAAGUAAUCGAACUGGAAGAAACUACAUUUCAGCAUUACUAGAAAUGAAAGGAAAAUGCAUGCAAGUGUUGCUAACUUAGUCAUC